Messenger RNA from Hippocampus zosterae (dwarf seahorse), 4403 nucleotides. RefSeq names its product chimerin 2 (gene chn2). The transcript has 7 exons. Lineage: Eukaryota; Metazoa; Chordata; Actinopteri; Syngnathiformes; Syngnathidae. The record is from RefSeq and is a predicted model, not a curated record. Gene Ontology annotation, biological process: regulation of small GTPase mediated signal transduction; signal transduction; positive regulation of GTPase activity. The coding region runs from base 2775 to 3812 and encodes 345 amino acids. Gene Ontology annotation, molecular function: GTPase activator activity.
ACUCGAUCGGCAAAAAUGGUGCCGUUGUUAAAUCCAGCUUCUUUCACCUUAGACAGCUGGCCAAAAUAAAACCUCUCCUCUCACAUGAACACUUUGAGACAGUAAUUCAUGCCUUUGUCACAUCCCGGCUCGAUUACUGCAAUGCCCUGUACUUUGGAGUCAGCCAGUCCUCCAUUAAGCGCCUUCAGCUGGUCCAGAAUGCCGCUACUCACCUCUUGACUGGUACUCGUGAGAGGGAGCACAUAACUCCUACUCUGGCAUCCCUUCACUGGCUCCCCAUUCAUUUUAGAGUUAUUUUCAAGAUCCUCCUCUUUGUUUUCAAACCUCUGAAUAAUCUCGCGCCACCUUACCUCUCUGAGCUCAUCCGCCCCUACAAACCUGCCCGGCGCCUCAGGUCUGUGGACCAGACAUUAUUAGAAGUACCAAGAACUACCAAGAACUAAACUGAGCCUUUUCUGUUGCUGGUCCCUCUCUCUGGAAUGACCUCCCACUGAACAUUCGGCAAGCCUCCUCGCUGCCCAUCUUCAAAGCCCUCCUCAAAACUCACUUGUAUUCUUUGGCAUUCGACUCAGCAUGACUUAGAUUUGUUCUUGGUUUUACUGUUUGGUGCUUUCUACCGCCUUUAUUACCGAUUUGUCUUACUGUUUAUUGUGCAUGUUAAAUUGCUCCAUGUACAGCACUUUGUAUGCAGCGAUGGCUGUUUGAAAGUGCUCUAUAAAUACUGUUGACUUGACUUGACUUUGUUGUCACGCCACAAUGGCAAGCUCUAACUCACAGGAGCUUGUUGUUUGUGACCACCUUUUGUCCUUUUCUUCCCUGCUUUUUCUUUGGCCAGACAAGAGGCCAUCUGCCUGCAGAAAAGCUCAGCCCUUGUCUGCAUCCCUCCCCCCACCCCUCCCCUCUUGAGGCUAAAAUAUCUCCGAGUGGUAUAUUUCUCAUCUGUCCCUUCUGACUUGUAUGCUAAAUUUUAUCCUCUGGUAUGUGUAGGUCUUCCCAAAAGAAUGUCACCCACAAUGGCAAAUAUCCUCACCUGUCACGUCAGUCUUUGCAGUCGUGCUUUAACUUUACUCAAGGAAUCCGGACAAAUGAAAAAAGAAAAAAAAACAGAGUGGAAACUCCAAAGUCAAUUUACAACUCAACCAGAAUCCCUUCGAAAAAAAAUUGUCAAAAGUCGAAGAGUUCAGACCGUCAUCAGGUACGGUGUCAUGUGAUACGUCAACAAAUCCUGCGAGACAUCACUUCAAUGUGCAUCCAAAGGAUUAACUACCCCAAGUGUUUUGCUUUUGUCAGUCUGUUUUGUUUGUGAUGCCGCCUCAGAAUGGUCUCGGGAAUGCAAAUAUGAAACCUGUCACCAGAACACGUCACGACACUUGAAAAUGGCCAACAUGUACAAUAUAUGAUCAAUUCGUGGAAUAUAUUUGUAUACUCAAAUAUGUUACGAACCAGAUGUUGAUGGUGAUGUUGAUGAAAAGCAGAAUGGCCAACGAAUGCUCAAAAAUGACCAGAAAAGCUUUCCAACAAGCAGUUAUUCCUGUUCCUUUCCCUUAUGUGUCAGCUGUCUUCAGCUGGGGAGCGGUUGUAAUUUCUUUCAUAUUUUUAAAAAGAUUUUCUGAACUUCUGGGCAGCAGUUUAAGCCCGAAAGAAAUUAAUGAUGCAUUUCCUGAGUGAACAUUAAAUUUGAAAUUCGACCCUUGACAGUCAACUAAUGCUAUUUGCAGUCAAUUAUGUUUGACUUGAGAGUUUCUAUUCUGUUAAUUGGUGUGUUUUUGUAGCACAGUUUUUUUUUAUUACUUUGUGGAGUGUAAAUUAGUUUUGUUCUCCUGUAUUGAUCGGGCCACACAAUAAUAAUACAAAUUUUAAAAAUCCUGUACUGUAAUGGAAUGACAAUAAGGGCAGUUGACAGGCAUCUUGCCCCGGUAAGUACUUGCUGCCGUGCACAAAUUCAAUUUGACAUAGCAACAGCCCCCCACUGGUAAACCACAGUAUGGCUGCAGAGCGACAAAUGAGCUUCCUUUGCUCUUUUACAUGGAUUUGAGCACUCCGGGAUUAUUCCCUCUGUCAGGAUUACGUCAGUAAUCCACCCACCACCCCCAGUUAUGAGUCUGGCUCUAUGAGUUUUGUUUGUGAGUUGAGGAAGUCGUUUGCCGCUGUUUCUGGAAGGCGGCAUUUGGGUAUCAGGCUUGGGGAAUUCCACCCGCUAGCUGACAAAAGAAUGGAGGUCAUGAUCUCUUCCGCUGAAACUCUUCAUUUGUCCGGCCCAAUAAUCUUGGGGUCCGUUUUAGAGGCAGUAAGUGACACAUUUAGGAGGCCUCGCUUGGCUCUCCGCGUGCUGCUGGCAUUUGAAUCUACAGCUAAGUGGAGUGGAGUGUGUCCGGAAGGCAGCGAGCUAAUGUGUGAGUGCUCUGUGAUAUAAAGAGGGUGUCUGCACUAUUGAUCCUGCUUUACAGAGCUGUUGAGCUGUGUGAAACAGUCCUGACAGCAACACCCCCUCCACAGCCCCUCCCCACCAUAGAGCCUGUUCUCUCUCUCUCGCUCCUUUCUGGGCGUGUGAAAGAGGGCCAUUGUGCGAGGCACACUCCAGCCCUCAGGCCACCCACCACCCGUCUUGUUGCCCCUGCUCGUCUCCCUCCCUGCUGACACUCUCUAAGGCCAGAAUUGGAGCCGUCCCCUGGCCAUCAGUCAUCAGUCGCCCUCUAAACUGAGAGGGGAGUGAGCGGAUUGGACUUGUUCGCCGGGCCGACACGAGCUCCCUUCCGCAUCUUCCUCCGGAGGAGAUGGAGGGUCUGUGGGAACAGUCCGAAAUGGAGGCCGAAAAUAACCAUGGAGGUUUAGCAGGGGAGCUGAUCAACCACAAGGCGAAAAGACAAGAGCGGAAGCGACAGGAACUGUUGGCUUUUGCGCUGGGAGUCAAACUAGGGAGCAAAGGGACACUUUUGUGGAAGCCUCUCAAACUGUUGGCCUCCUGUCCACAGAUCUCGUCCUCUCUGGUGCGGCACAGCGCCUUGAAAGACACCCCGGAGAAGCAGUGCUCCUAUGAGAAGAUGCACAACUUCAAGGUACACACCUUUCGAGGGCCACACUGGUGCGAGUACUGUGCCAACUUCAUGUGGGGCCUGAUUGCCCAAGGUGUCCGCUGCUCAGAUUGCGGGCUGAAUGUACACAAACAGUGCUCUAAACUGGUUCCCAGAGACUGCCAACCGGACUUGCGGCGGAUAAAGAAAGUGUUCAGCUGUGACCUCACCACGCUGGUCAAGGCCCACAACACCCCGAGGCCCAUGGUGGUGGAUCUCUGCAUUCGAGAGAUCGAACUCCGAGGUCUGAAAUCUGAAGGUCUUUACAGAGUGUCUGGCUUCUCGGAGCACAUCGAGGAUGUGAGACUCGCCUUUGACCGAGCAGAUGGUGAAAAGGCUGACAUUAGUGCCAGUGCCUAUGCAGACAUCAAUAUCAUUGCUGGUGCUCUGAAGCUUUACCUGAGGGACCUCCCCAUUCCCGUCAUAACCUUUGACCUGUACCCCAAAUUCAUUCAGGCCGCAAAAAUUCCAAAUGCUGAAUGCAGACUGGAGGCCGUCCACGAGGGUUUGCUGCAGCUUCCCCCCGCUCACUAUGAGACCUUACGCUACCUGAUGGCUCACCUCAAGAGGGUAACAACAUUCGAGAAGGACAACUUAAUGAAUUCGGAGAACUUGGGCAUCGUCUUCGGCCCGACGCUGAUGCAGCCCCCCGAGCAGAACGCCCUGACCACAUUGAACGACAUGAGGCACCAGAAACUUGUGGUGCAACUCAUGAUAGAGCAUGAAGAUGUCUUGUUCUAGCUGCCACCAAAACGGACGCAUAUUUAUUAUGUUUUACCAGUUAAUCCAAGCCACGUUGAGGAGAGUCCUUUCUGAUCAUGAUGCUCUUGAGGAGCUUCCUUACAUGCAUGACAGUUUUGUUGUUGGCAUUGUCUUGUUUCUGUCUGUUACGUAGUGUCAAGACCGUCGUGUUUGAUUUCGCACAGGAUCCAAGAUGUUUACAAGCUGCUCAAUUUUAUUUGACAAAUGCGUCGUGUCUAGUCUGUGUGACUUAACGAAUCAACUUUCCCACGCGUGCAAUUCCUGGAUCAUUUGUGGGAAAGUCAUCCAUCUUUUAGUGAAAAAAAGGCAUCCUUUCAUGUUGGGUCAAGAGAAGAUCUUGCGGUGAUCAAUAUUUUAAAAAGAUGAGACAAUUGGUCAAUUCAUGAAGCACUUUUUUGCAACGUGUGUACAGAUUUGUUUUCUAAAGAUGUUUAUUUUUGUCUUUUUACUCUGAAUCAUGUUGUUUUGUCACAGUAAUAUAUAGAGAGAGAUACAGUUGGGAAUGAUGCAUGUUUUAGUUGGUGUCUGGAUACAAAGGAGUUGAGAAAAAUAAAAGCCGUAUUACAUUUA